Molecule: messenger RNA, 7167 nt
Organism: Phytophthora nicotianae INRA-310
Lineage: Eukaryota; Oomycota; Peronosporomycetes; Peronosporales; Peronosporaceae
Exons: 5
Coding region: 1-7167 (2388 amino acids)
Molecular function (GO): protein binding
Source: RefSeq, a predicted model, not a curated record
AUGGACCGCACACCAGCAGCAAACGGCAGCUCUAGAAAGCCCAAAAUAAAUAUCAGCUCAGCUUCAUCUCCAUUACGUAGAACCUCUCCAUUUUCUCCAUUACGCACUACAUCACCAAAAUUCCCUCCGAUCAAGAAAAUCAAGAGAUCUUCUCCGAAAAAGCCUCUAUCUGGAGUUAAUGGAAAGGGAGUAUCGCUGCCUAAAGUUUCGUCCGUCACCUUUGCUAGUGGCGCUGCGACUCAAGAACUCGAUUCAGGCGAGGAACUGGAAGUUCUUAAAUGUAUCCUUGUGCGUGAAGGUUAUCUGCAACGAUUAGGACGUGCUAGCAUUGCCGGUCACAUCGGAGGUGCCCACCUUGGCGAAACAAUUGAUUUACUAGAUUUGCUUCGUUUGGCAACAUUGGAGACCGUGGAAGCGAUUGUUGCGUGGCGAUAUUACAAGCAGAAGGGUAAGGCAAACGAUAAGUUGCGAACUCCAACGGAACCGGAACAAUUCAAGUGGAACGGGAUCAAUUAUCUACUCAAAGUCGCAUCGGAUUUGGAAUUUUUAAGUAAACACACGGGACUUAUUGAGUGGCUUGGCUUCACAUUACAACGAAACCCGUUUAUACUGCCUUUAAACCUCGACUGUCGAGCAAAAUUACCGCAGAAUUCUCAACCUACAGAUAAAAUUGGCAUUGCAGAUUCCGAUCGGUUCUUGCAAGUCGGAGGGAAGCGUUCUCAGUCAACUUUUGACAACCUUCGUAGUUCAAAUGGAGAAGAUGCUGAAGCUUUGGCACUAGCAUUAGCAGAGAGAAAACGAGCGAAAACUCCGUACGAAACUCGAGUUGUGAACGAUGAAGAGCUUGUUCCAAACUCGCCAUCAAAGACCGGAAUUAUCCGACCAAAGUCUCGCACUCCACUAAAAGCUGGUAAAACCAAGUACAGCUCUGUGCUGCCGUCUCAAAUCGGAGAAGUGGACAUGGCACGACUUCAUGAAGCUGAGAUUGUGGUUUUGCAAGAAGAAGCAGCUUUUGGGCGAUAUGCGCGGGAUAUUCACGGUCGAGUGGUGCCUGAAGAUGAAGCUCAACGUCGAUUUAGUAUGGUGGAAUUAUCCAGGAACGCUUACAAUAUACCAACGACUCUUAAGUCUAGUUAUACAGCUGAAGACCCUGAAGGAAACGCCUUAAAACUCGGAGAUCCCACGCAUUCAGAUAUACCGGGUAAACUUCACGUGAAGAAACGCUCCGGGAUGCUAGGACCAAUUUCUAAACCGGAAUGGCGGACAUUUGAGCGUCCUCCACCGCCAAGACGAAGAGCUCGAGGUGCUCAAUUGGAGGAAACUUUGGCAGCAGAAAGAAAAGCAAAUGCACAAUUAGGCAUGCUUUUAGACUUGAUGAGAGAAGAGACCGAGCGCAAAGCGAUGGAUGUGGCGUAUUUCGAGAGUUGUGUCGAGCUACAAGGGUAUGGAGAAGAAUUGAGAGCUUUUACUAUUCAAGCUCAGAGAGAACUGGUAGUAUUGUGGAAAGAACUUCAGGAGAAGAGAUACAUGUUCGAGAGCAAAAUCCUCAACAUUCAGAAGAAAGAAGAGCUGCUUAAUACUUUCAAAGCACAACACAAGGCUGUCAAGGACGCAACGCACGCUAAGCGUAUUGAAUCGAGUAUAACGAAAGUUGCGAGUCUCAACCAAGAGCAACAACGACGUGAAGAACAAGAACAAGUUGCAAUUCGAGCUGCCGCUGGGGCUGAACGUGAUAAACAUGAACAAGCUGCUCCAAUAGUUCAGCAUUUUUGCGCAACCCAAAUCCAGAGAAUCGUUCGUGGGAUGUUGGCUCGAGAGCUUUUUGCACAGAUGAAGAUCGAGUUCGUCGUUGCGAGUACUUUUAUCCAGGCUGGUAUACGUGGGUUCCUCGUUCGAAGACGCGUUGCAAAGAUGUACUGGCACAAUGCAGCAUCGGUGCACAUACAGCGAGUUGCUCGAGGAUUCGUUGCUCGGAGACUAGCAAAACAGAAGAGAAGACGAAAACAACAGAUGCGAUCAGCUGAACGUAUUCAAAAAGUGGUGCGUGGUCGGUUCGGACGAGUAAGGAUGAGGAAGAUCAGAGAGUUGGUGAGUUGGCGUCUGCAACUUGCGCUUGCGGCUCGAGCUAUCAACGCUGUGGCUUUACAGGAGCUGGCAAAUGCUUGUCAAACGAUGGUUGCACUGCCUAGUAUUAUGAAAACCGAGGCAAAGGCGACAUCGGAAGAGAAACCCCUUCCUGCUCUUGUGCUUGGAUUGGUGCGCUUGUUGAUUCUCUUCACGAGUGACGCUGAUGAUGAAUGGGACAUCCCCAAUACUCGUUGGCGAGAAGCUGCUCGGUUUCUUCGAUGUGGCGUUGGAGUUACGCGUCGAAUGCAGAAAAUCGCAGAUGCUGCUGCAGGAGCUGCAAGAGCUUGGAUGUCACCAUCAGGAGGGUUUUCUGCUUCUGGAGUUGCUGCAUCCACGCCGUGUUUACGAGAGUCAGUACUAGGUACAGCACUGUUAGAUGCGUACAAAGGGGAUCUGGACUUUCGAAUUGAGACGUUUGAGCGAAUAUCUCGAGGCUGGCAAGCUGCAGUUGCCAUUUUCAAGUGGACUACGGCGUUCUGUGCUAUCACUCGGCUUCAGCAUCUUGUAGAGUGCAGCACAAAUGACCCGUUCUUAGUGGUUAUUCGCACAUUGAGCAAGCGAGAAGCUCAACAUGAAGUUACAGAGCGACGAGACGCCGAUCACGGCGAAGAAAUGCUCGCUCGACGGUUUGUUUCAGCGGAAUUGGUUCAGACUCGUAAUUACCCAUUCCAUCGACGUCGUCCGAUGCUGCUCGUAGUGGCAAGCGAUGUGCCGCGAAAAGCACGAGUUGUUAUUCUCCAGAAACUCCAAGCCGCUUUACCCGGACUCUUUCUCGCAAUUACGCGUCCUCCAGCAACUACAAAAAGGUCCUUGGGUGCUCAAGAUCCGACUCAAAACUUCGAUUUCAGGACUAUUCGCGAUGCUCUGGCACUAGGACACAGUGUGAUUCUCGAAGGUGACGUAGGUCUUCGUGAUGUGACGCAACGUGCCUUCUUGCGUUCAUUUGCCACCGUCAAGCAGGGACUCCAUCCAGAACCGAUGUGUGUUCUCGUGAGAGGGGCCAUCACUAACCGUAGUGACCUCUUUGGGCCUAAACAAGGCAGUGAUGUGGAGGAACAAGCGUAUCGGGAAGAAAUAGUGCGUCGAAUGGUUGACGCAGACUUGAAAUUGGCUCUGGAUCGAACUGCAAGGUUGAGACUGGAGCUGACCUAUGAUGAUAUCACGCGUGAGAUGGUAGAGCAGACGAAGACUGAUUCUCCAAGUCCAGCACUUGUGGUGGUCAUGGAGGCUGUGAUCGUGUUGCUGACUCCGGGGAAGGUGUACGAGGGUCCUUCACAGAGUGAAAUCGCGACAAGUUCAGUGAGUUGGCGACUAUCUCGUCGGCUUCUGGGUCAACCAGCAUUCUUACGGUCUAAACUCCACCACGUGGACGUCACCACAAUUCCACCCGCUAAUUUACUGGCAUUGGAGCGAUAUCUGCGUCAUUCUCUGUGGCCUAAUGCUGCAGUUUCCCGGUCACACGUCGAUGCUAGUAGACUGCUAUUUGCACUCGCAGCUUGGGUCGAAUCAGCUACUCGAACUGCGCGGUUGAUCGCUGCCGAUGGUACAGGUGUUUUGGCGCCUGAAAUCACCCGCUUCGAACCUGUUCCUGGUCUGUUUGAGCGAGUGGUUGCCUUCAACAAUUGUCCGACAGAUUCUGUGCAGGAUGGAGCAGGUGAAGACUCGGCUGUGAUGGAAUUGAUGGAUGCUGUUCUUGCUGAUGUUCGAGUGUACCGCACGGCACAUUCGCUCGUAGGUUCCAGCAGUAAUUUAUGCAGUCAAACGCGUAAGAAGAAAACUAUCGACGAGCAAGAGCGCUGCGUCGUGACGCUCUUCCAUGAGUGCCGACGUAUCUUCGCAAGUGUAUAUUCGCCUAGCUCGGGUCAGCGAUGGAUGACUGUAAUCUCAGAAGACAACAUCGACAGCCUCUUGACCCCGACAGGAGGCGAGAGUCGCGUAGAUAAAUUACCACCAAAGUCACAAGCAGAAAUGUACGCUCGUCUCGCUCGCCUCUGUUUGCUCCAGAAACGUAAAUUUGAAGAUUGUCCAGAGUCUAUCGAGCCUCCAAGUCCGUACGAGUUGGUGCUGCGUCCUCAUGCCAUUCGACUGUAUCGACACGUACUGCAACUUAACGGAUAUCUCACCACUGUCACCAUCGCUGAGCUUUCUCGCGGACAUGUUCAAGUUGACGCGUUCGUACACGGCGGCAGCAGUUCUCAGGCAACUUCUACACAAGCUGCCGCGUUGACGUUGGCGGUUGAACUCGAAAACAUUCUGGGUCGACUCUCAGCAGCUCAAGCACGACGAACUAUUGUCCCAAUAUCUCGUAUCCCAUCACUGAUGCUUGACCGACUCCAUUUGUACUGCAUCACGAGAACUCAAAUGAUAAUUCCUGAAUUCCAGCAGAGGUUGGAGUCUUCAUUACGUCUCAGUGUGAAAACCGCUGAGAGUUCUCCCGGACGUGUACUGCUUCGUCGCAUAGUACGAAUGUCCGCUGCAGAGAGAAUGGUAUUUACUCUUGUUCAACACCAUGAAGACGGAGAUUUCCAGGCUGCCUUCUACGCUCCUGGAACCAGCAAAUAUCAUAAUAUCCGCCUCUCGAGAGAUGAAGCAGGAGAGCUGCUGCAUUUAUCGAGACAUUCAACGCCUUCCAAGCUACAUCGAGUGUUAAUGAAAAGGUUUUGCCUUGCGAAGCUAACGCCGAAAACGAGUGAUGUUAGUGCUGAAGGCAGCGAUGAUGAUGAUCAAGAACUCGUGGAAGAAGUUGACACAAUCACUCGCUACCGUUUACGACGACGAAUUAUUGCGAGGUUCCCUUGUGUGCUUCGUGUUCUGGAGGAUAUUAACCAACAGGUGCACAAGAAGCAGGUCAUUCGCGUAUACGUUCAGGUCGAACUCAGUGAUGAAAAAUCCACCGGGGAGGGCUCAAGCGUAGGAAAAAUAAGUAGUAGAGAUGCAAUACGGUAUCGCGUGUGGAUUCCUGAGUCUUGUCUGGAACAAACUCUGGUUCUGCAAGAAAGCGAAAUCGAGGCUAGUCUGCCGGUAGAACUGUCGUGGAAACACUCAGCCGGAAGAGAACGGAGAGAUAUUAGUCGGGAGAUCGUACGUCGCUUCUUUCAAUGGGACCCUAACGGUGGCAGGGAAGGCGGAUGCGUGGUGGCUCACUUACUGUGUGGUUCAUUCUGGGCGACUGAGGUCGAUGCCGUCAAGAAUCUCAUUGAGAAGUCUCGAUCAGAUGAACAAAUGAAAAUGGAGCGCCAGUCCACGAAGCCCCAAGCUCAGCAGAACACUAAAGCGUCCGUGGUUUCGUGCACUUACAUGCUAGACGAUCGAGAUACAGAAAGUGACGACGAGAGUGACAACGAAGAAAUCAAUCGCAGACGGAAGACGUACAGCUACGACACCGAGGAACUUGUACAUCAUGGCAGCUACCAUGUCAACGGCCUGUACGUAGUUGUUCGCAUCACGAUGCGUGCUCAAGUGCUUCGAGACUUGCAGCCAGUGCUUGUGUCUCCUACUGAUCGUGUACGGGAAAGCGAUUCCUUUACCAUCAAGUUCUGUGUGUACCAUCCGGUAUCCAGCGGCACUGCCAAUGCUGAAAUCCACGGACACCGAGACUUACGCGAGGUUGUAGGCCCCGACCAGUCCGCUCUUAUCUCCUCCACGUCUUUGGACACUUUAAUGCGUCAUAUUAUCUUGACACGCUUGGAUGCUCAAGUGGAUCGGGAGUCUACUGAUCGUCUAAAGGUGAUAUUCUUGCGUGACCGAUUGUACGCGAAGCAGAAAGCCACUCCAGUGACAAAGAUGUUCGAGCAAGACUCUGGUGCGAACGCUGCUAAGUUGAUUGGUGAGGAUCGACGUCGUGGAAUAGCUGGGGAGCGCGGUGUCAAGGUGUUGACUACAGCGAAGGUCGUCUCGGGUUGUGGUCGCACACUCUUUACUGUGUUCGACGUAGCCGCAAACCACCGGCUUGAACAAGCUGCAGAUAGCUGCGUGAUGCUGCGAGUGGAUGCGUACGUGUGUGCAACCAGUGCGAGGUUGUCUCUGUUACUUGAAGGUAGCGAUCUGGUACAUGUUGUCGGCGAUGAAGAUAAAGAACUACUGCUGCCCCUAGUCCACAGCGACGCUAACACUGCAGAAAUCGCCGAGCUGGAAAAGGAGAGGAGUCGACGACUGGCACUAAUGGUGCUAGAUCACUUGCGUAUCGAGCAGCGAAGUGACGGACGUAGUGAUCGCCUUGUGCUCUCCGAAAUCUCCUUUUCUCCACUCGAUGUAUCAACCCGCGAGGCUAAGACUGUGAAGAUUUUCAAGACGAUUCGAGCAGUGGGGCACGACCAAGUGCUACUUUCCGCAUAUCUGGACGGAGCAGACUCAUUAUCGAUGAGGCUGGAGCUGUACGACCCUGCAAGCAGCUCACGCUGUACGCUGAAGCUUUCGCGUUCUACCUUGGCUGCAAUAUUGGGGAUCGCAGAACCACUUGAGCUCGAUCAACUCAUGGGGGCAGAUCGAGCCAACUUGACGACGCAUAUUUGCUCUCUGCUUCACGUUGAGAAGAUGCCUGAUACUUUAGAUGGGAUUUUGGACAGACCUUCGACGUUCGUGAUGUCACUAGAAUUUGACGAGCAACAAGCGAUGGAGUGUAUGAGGCAACACAUCAGUGGAAAUAGUGGUGCCGAUACGGAAGCAGUGUCUCAGUGUUCGUGGACUGGAAUAACAGCGAGCACAGACGGAAAAUAUCUCUCUGUCCGCCUUCAAGUUCAGUCCACACACAAGGGUCAACGCUGGUUGCUGUGUUCUGCCUUCGCUCCAGCAGAGUUGCUUGUGAGUGCACGGAAAUUCGAGUGGGCGGGUAUCCCAGCAGAAUUGCUCAGUCUUCUUCCUGAGAAUACCGAGACGUACGAUCAGCCCAGCUCCUCCGUCUACUUGAUGUUCUUCCGCAAAAUUUGUGAGCAGCUACGCUUGGAAAUGUACUACGAUGACGAAGGCAGCCAUGAAUCGGAUCAAAAACGCCAUGAAAACCGCUCUGUACGGCCGAAGACAAUCAGUAUCAACUUCCAGUAA